Oryzias latipes (Japanese medaka) is the source of this 2932-nucleotide messenger RNA. RefSeq lists its product as uncharacterized. The record is from RefSeq and is a predicted model, not a curated record. Lineage: Eukaryota; Metazoa; Chordata; Actinopteri; Beloniformes; Adrianichthyidae.
AGAUCAGAGGAAGAGGAGGGACAGAAGUCAUGUCCAAAGUGUGGCUAGCUCUCACAUGUCAGCAGCUAAUCCGACUAGCAGGCUAGCUGCUGCUGCUGAAGAAGUAUGCAGACUCAGUGAAGGAACCAUCGUCCAGAGCGAGGAGGAGCUCUGUCGUCAGCGCAGACUGCUGGAUGUCAUCUGGAAACCACAGCUUCUGCUCCAUCGCAUAGUCCUCCCCCAGCACUGGAGUACUGAAGAGGAUGAUCCCUGCAACCAGCAAAGGAACUUCAGAGUGGAACAAGAGGAACCAGAACCUCCGCAUUAUAAUGAGGAACUGCAGGAUCCAGAACCUCCACAUUAUAAUGAGGAACUGCAGGAACCAGAACCUCCACAUUAUAAUGAGGAACUGCAGGAACCAGAACAUCCACAUUAUAAUGAGGAACUGCAGGAACCAGAACAUCCACAUUAUAAUGAGGAACUGCAGGAACCAGAACAUCCACAAUUUGAAGAUGAACAUUGGGUACCAGAACCAUUACUGUUUAUAGAGGAGGCAGAGGAAAUCUGCAUCAGUCAGGAUGAAGAUCAGCUUGAUCUGAAGCAGGAGACUGAUACCUUGAUGGAGAUUCCUAGUUAUGAGGGAGAUGAGAACAGUGAAGCAGAUCUAAACAAUCAGCAGAGCUUUAAUGUAACUGAUAGUCAGGGUGUAGAAGGAAACCAACAUGAAAAAUCAACAUCAACUACAGAUGGAGAGACAGAUCCAAAGAACAGAGAUCAGAGGAAGAGGAAGAUAAGAAAAUGUGUCCAAUGUGUGGACAGCUCUCACAUGUCAGCAGGUCAGUGUGAUUCUGAUGUUAGAAAAAUUCCUAAGAAGCCAAGUUUGGGCAAGAAACGUAAACAAUCUCCAAACGAAGAAAGACUUUUCUCUUUUGGGCCUGGGAAAAAUAUAAGAAUAAUUACUAACCUGUCUGACUACAUGGAAACUGGGUCUGAUGAAAGAUGUUAUAUCUGUAAAGAAUGUGGUAAAAGCUUUGGUAACAUAUCUCAGUUCAAAAUUCAUGCAAGAAUCCAUGCAAAAGAUAAGAGAUUUUCUUGUAAUGAAUGUGAGAAAAGUUAUAGUAGUGCAUCUCAUCUUGAUAGCCACAUGAUAACUCAUACAGGAGUAAAGCCUUAUUCUUGUAAAGAAUGUGAUAAAAGGUUUAGUUAUGUAUCUCAUCUAAAAAGACACAUGAGAACUCAUACAGGAGAGAGGCCUUAUUGGUGUAUGGAAUGUAGAAAGGGUUUUAUGGAUUUAUUUAGUCUUAAAACACACAUGAGAACUCACACAGGAGAAAAGCCUUUUUCUUGUAAAGAAUGUAAAAGAAGUUUUAGUCAAGUAGGUAAUCUCAAAAUACACAUGAGAACUCACAAGGCUUUCUCUUGACAAACAAUGUAAUAAAGGAUUUAGUGUAAACUCUAAAUUUUAAACUUGUCUGUGUUUUUAAAUUAUUAUUUAUCAGACACAUGAUGACGACUCUGACGAAGGCGGAAGUUAUUCUGCCAAACAUGUUAGGUACGUUUGACAAGAACAAACUGUCUGAUAAAAAAAAAUAAUGUAAGAACACAGUUUAAACUUGGAGAGACAAUUAACUUCUUUGAAUCUAUACUCUUCUGAUAAGAGGUCGACCUCUCGACCUCUGCACCACAGUCAAAGACUUUAUUUUACAGGGGGGGAAAAGUUCUGUAUCUCAGAAGAUGUGAAUAUUUGAAAAUAAGUUUUUAAUUUUUUAAAACUCCUGGGGUCUCAAACCCCAAUGUUCAAAUGAACUCCAUAGCAACCUGAGCUUUCAUUUCAAGUACACAGAACAACAGGCUGAUAUACCACUUUGAUCCAGUAACUCUUUCAGAGGGAGGCACAAGUGAGUAUUAAAUGUGUAGAAAUGAAGUUUUCUUAAUACUUGAUUGUUUUGAUUUGAUAUUCUUACUUUCUAGGACAGUUUGUUAGGUUUUCAUCUUCUCUACAUCAAAAGCAAAAAAAGUAAUGGCUCAAUACAUUUCAAUCUUUGUGAAGUGACACUAGACAAAAAGUUUUACUGCUGAUAAAAUAUGUACAACUUCUUCACAAAAGGAAUUGUUUUAGAUGUACCUGUAAAUAGAAAUGAGUUGUUUUGAGUCAUUAGAGCUAAUUCUUGAAUGUCUUCAUUAUGGUUGAAAUGUUUUUUUUAUACAACUUUAAUUCUAACACGUUUAAUGUGAUCAGUGAACAUUUUAUAAAUAUUAAAAACAAAAUAGGGACUGCAGUCUAUACUUUGUUAGGUCAAGUAACCAUUUAGUAGAGAUAAGUAUUGUUAAGAUUAAAUAUAUAGUACUUUUCUUAUUGAUACUGCUUUUAAAAUCCUUUAUUCUUAUCAAUACUUUUCUGUUUCAAAAGAAGGAUGGAGAAGACAAACCACAAUCUUUGUACAUGAAAACCUUUUGUUUUAGAACCAUUUAAAACGUUAGUGUUAUUUGGAACACUGAAAUUAAAUGUUAUAAUACUAGUGCGUCUUUGUAAUAAUUUACUAACUUUAAGGUAACAACUUAGAUAAACAGUGCAGUAAAGAACCAAACGUAUCAAAUGGCCUUCUCACUGCAAAUAACAAGAACAGUGGAAAUAAAAAUGCACAAUGUUGUGUUUUAAUAAAUUUUACACUUUGUGUUGCGUAAUUUAUUAUUGAGGCGAAAUAUGAUCUUUCAGCCUAUUGAUGUAUGAACAUUGUGUUUUACAGUGCUGUUAGUCCUGUUCAUUUUCUCUCCUUUUUUAUUUGCAACGUCUAAGAUGGCUGACUCUCUAUCUUUAUAAAUAUAGAAUAGUGUGGUAAAAAUGCACUUGGGAGCAAUGUUGUGUUGCUCUGAAAUGCAGAAUAAUGUUGGAUUUUAAGUUUUCUAACCAAAAUAAAGUCUAAAGCUUGCUGACAUACGUUCUGAAAAAACA